Gryllus bimaculatus (two-spotted cricket) is the source of this 1017-nucleotide messenger RNA. The record is from the annotation of a GenBank genome assembly. NCBI's taxonomy places the organism in Eukaryota, Metazoa, Arthropoda, Insecta, Orthoptera, Gryllidae.
CGGGGGGCCGAGAGGGGGCGCGCAGCAGGUGCAGCAGCGGGGGGCGGCCGCCCCCGCCCCGCGCUGAGCGUCGACCGCGCCGCCCCCGCCCCCGCCCCCGCCUCUCCCUUCGCCGCCGCCGCCAUGAGCGACUACGAGCGCAUCCGCCUGGUGAUCCUGGGCGGCGCGGGCGUGGGCAAGAGCUGCAUCGUCAAGCGCUUCCUCUUCAACACCUACACCGACAAGUACCGCAGCACCGUGGACAUCCUGGACACGGCGGGCGACAUGCAGUUCCCGGCCAUGCGCCGCCUGAGCAUCGCCACUGCGCACGCCUUCCUGCUGGUGUACGCUAUCACGUCGGCCGCGUCCUUCGCGUGCGUCAAGCGCUGCUUCGAGGAGGUGCGCGAGCAGCGCGCCGACUUCCAGGAGAUCCCCAUCGUGGUGGCCGGCAACAAGCUGGACCUGGCGGCGUCGCACCGCGAGGUGCCGCUCGAGGACGUCUCCGAGGCGAAGGUGAUGGAGUGCUCGGCCAAGGACGACUACAACGUGCGCGACAUCUUCCGCACGUUCGUGACGCUGUCGCGCAUCCUGCCGCCGUCGGCCGAAGACUCGGCCGGCGGGCUGAAGCGGCGCUCCAGCGCCUACGUGAGCGCCAGCAAGGGCGGGCGGCGCGCGGCCAGCCCGGCCGCCACCGCCUCCUCCCGGGCGUCCGCGGGGGCGGACGGGGGCGGCGAGGGGGCGGGCGGGUCGGGGCGGGGGGCCGCGUUUGGGGCUGGAGGUGUCGGCGCGCCAAGCCGCGCUCCCGCUCGCUAUUCGCCGCUCCAGCCGCAAGCCAAGGCAGCAGAUGCGGGAACGCGCACGCGACGACUGCCACGUGCUUCAAGGAAGCGGCCCCCGCCCCCUUGGCCUCCCGACCCGCGCCCCCGGCGGCUUCGCCGACCGCUCCGGCCCCGCACCAGCCCGGCAUCAGCCCCGCACAAGCCCCGCCCCCGUAGCCAGCUACAGGAGAGAGGACAGACGAAUCAGUGUCUUAUGUAG